GCUUUAGGCUUCUCAGAUUUUUCUUUUCCCCAAAGGUAAAAAUAUACAUCACUGAAAAAAAGCAUCUGUGAAAGUGACGUAAUCAAUCAUGCCAGCGCAGCGACAGGAGCAAGAUUAUUUCUCUCUAGACCCCAAGAGCCAGAUUGAGGCAAUGAACAUUAUUAAGAAGUUGCAAUGCAAAAUUCUUUAUAGUGAAAAGUAUUACGAUGAUGUCUUUGAGUAUCGCCAUGUUAUUCUCCCCAAGGACUUAUCAAAGUUGGUACCCCGAAACAGGUUGAUGAGCGAGACGGAAUGGCGACAGUUGGGGGUUCAGCAGUCACAGGGUUGGAUGCAUUACAUGAUACACAGACCUGAGCCUCAUAUUCUUCUUUUCAAGAGGCAUAAGUCAAAUUGAUACAUCGGGAAGAAGAGUAUAUCACAGAUAAAAGGGCGAACUAUAGAACUUGAAUUAACAAGACAAGUUAACUGAUUAAAAGAAACGUGAAUGAGGUAAACCAGCAAGGUAUUUGUUUGCUGCUGUCAUUAUUUUGUGAUACUGUUCAUUUUUUUGUCUUUUUAUAGGAUUUACUUGCUUUUAGAUCUCUUAGAGCACCCACUCACCCUUCCUAUUCAUUUUGAGCGAAGGCAGCAUGAUGACAUAAAAAAGGCCUCUGCCAUGUAUUA
Molecule: messenger RNA, 663 nt
Organism: Phytomonas sp. EM1
Lineage: Eukaryota; Euglenozoa; Kinetoplastea; Trypanosomatida; Trypanosomatidae
Source: the annotation of a GenBank genome assembly